Molecule: messenger RNA, 686 nt
Organism: Callithrix jacchus (white-tufted-ear marmoset)
Lineage: Eukaryota; Metazoa; Chordata; Mammalia; Primates; Cebidae
Gene: DBI
Product: diazepam binding inhibitor, acyl-CoA binding protein
Biological process (GO): fatty acid metabolic process
Cellular component (GO): mitochondrion
Molecular function (GO): fatty-acyl-CoA binding
Source: RefSeq, a predicted model, not a curated record
AGUCGAGGGUGCUUGAUGGAAAGAUGGGGGAAGGGGUUGCACAGAUUGGAGGAGCGAGGAGACUCAGUCCCCAUCCCGAAGCACCAGGCAGGGCGUCGCGGCGGAGUGGGGGAGCGCUUAGGCCAUGGCCGGGAGCUUGGAGGUCAGGGGAAGUACAGGGCUGGGUGCUCCGCGUGCGGGACGGGAGUCCCUCCCUUCCCUCCAGCUGAGUUUGAGAAAGCUGCAGAAGAAGUUAAGAACCUUAAGACCAAGCCAGGAGAUGAUGAAAUGCUUUUCAUCUACGGCCACUACAAACAAGCGACUGUGGGUGACAUAAAUACAGAACGGCCUGGGAUGUUGGACUUCAAGGGCAAGGCCAAGUGGGAUGCUUGGAAUGAGCUGAAAGGGACUACCAAGGAAGAUGCCAUGAAAGCUUACAUCAACAAAGUGGAAGAGCUAAAGAAAAAAUACGGGAUGUGAGAGACUGGAUUUGGUUGCCAAGCCAUGUGUUUAUCCUAAACUGAGACAAUGCCUUGUUUUUUCUAAUACUGUGGAUGGUAGGAAUUCGGGAAAAUAACCAGUUAACCCAGCUACUCAAGGCUGCUCACCAUAUGGCUCUAAAAGAUUAUGGGCUAAAACGAUUACUGACCUUCCUUGAGUAGUUUUUAUCUGAGAUCAAUUAAAAGUGUAUUUGUUAAUUUAAAGAA